Messenger RNA from Nomascus leucogenys (northern white-cheeked gibbon), 2025 nucleotides. RefSeq names its product RNA binding motif protein 3 (gene RBM3). Gene Ontology annotation, cellular component: spliceosomal complex. Gene Ontology annotation, biological process: regulation of translation; positive regulation of mRNA splicing, via spliceosome. The record is from RefSeq and is a predicted model, not a curated record. NCBI's taxonomy places the organism in Eukaryota, Metazoa, Chordata, Mammalia, Primates, Hylobatidae. The transcript is spliced from 6 exons. The coding region runs from base 787 to 1296 and encodes 169 amino acids. Gene Ontology annotation, molecular function: RNA binding; ribosomal large subunit binding.
UCGGAGCUCGCUGUUUGUCCGGGUUUUUUACGUUUUAAUUUCCAGGACUUGAACUGCCAUGUCCUCUGAAGAAGGAAAGCUCUUCGUGGGAGGGCUCAACUUUAACACCGACGAGCAGGCACUGGAAGACCACUUCAGCAGUUUCGGACCUAUCUCUGAGGUGGUCGUUGUCAAGGACCGGGAGACUCAGCGGUCCAGGGGUUUUGGUUUCAUCACCUUCACCAACCCAGAGCAUGCUUCAGUUGCCAUGAGAGCCAUGAACGGAGAGGUGGGGCCUCCUGUCUGCAGAGGGACCUUGUCCCCAUCUGCGGCUUCCUUCAUUCUUUUUGUUUUUCCCUCUGUGUCUGCUCCGGGCAGCGUGGCCACCAAGCCCCGCAGUGCCCACUCACAGGAGCAUGACUGCCUUUUGUUCUAGGGGGUGGAGGGCAGCGGCAGACAGAGCCUGGCCGCCUGGGAGGCGACGACUGGUCCUGCAUGAGGCCGAGAAGCCACCUGUGGAUGGUUGACCUGCCUUGGGCUUAGGUAGUAGAGUCUGCAGACCUGUGGGCCUGGCCCGGAGAGGACCUCGUGAGUCUUCUGACAUGGACUCUGAAGCCUCAAACCAAGAGAGGUGUCUGUCUAGCCCUGAUAGUCGGGCAGCUUAGAGGAGUGGGGAGGAGAACUCAGCCUGAGUUCAGUCAAGAUGUAAGUAGUAGCAAGGGGAACAUGGUGCAUUCAGGUCAUUUUGUGUGGGAUUCUAUAGCUCCUGAUGAAGCCAUUCUGGGGUAAAGGAGCUUAUUCUGGAACAUGGCACCCAGAACCUGGUGCCCAGCAGGAAUUUUUGGCCUCUCUUGCCCACUUACCCUUGCCUGCUCUUCCUUCACCAUUGCCCUGACUGACUGCCAACCCAUCCUCCUUGUGUCUCCCACACUUAGUCUCUGGAUGGUCGUCAGAUCCGUGUGGAUCAUGCAGGCAAGUCUGCUCGGGGAACCAGAGGAGGUGGCUUUGGGGCCCAUGGGCGUGGUCGCAGCUACUCCAGAGGUGGUGGGGACCAGGGCUAUGGGAGUGGCAGGUAUUAUGACAGUCGACCUGGAGGGUAUGGAUAUGGAUAUGGACGUUCCAGAGACUAUAGUGGCAGAAACCAGGGUGGUUAUGACCGCUACUCAGGAGGAAAUUACAGAGACAAUUAUGACAACUGAAAUGAGACAUGCACAUAAUAUAGAUACACAAGGAAUAAUUUCUGAUCCAGGAUCGUCCUUCCAAAUGGCUGUAUUUAUAAAGGUUUUUGGAGCUGCACUGAAGCAUCUUAUUUUAUAGUAUAUCAACCUUUUGUUUUUAAAUUGACCUUCCAAGGUAGCUGAAGACAUUUUAGACAGUUCCAUCUUUUUUAAAAUUUUUCCUGCCUAUUUAAAGACAAAUUAUGGGACGUUUGUAGAACCUGAGUAUUUUUCUUCUUACCAGUUUUUUAGUUUGAGCUCUUAGGAUUAUUGGAGCUAGCAAUAAUUGGUUCUGGCAAGUUUGGCCAGACUGACUUAAAAAAAUUAAUGUGUAUCCAGGAACAUUUUAAAAACCUGUACACAGUGUUUAUUGUGGUUAGGAAGCAAUUUUCCAAAUGUACCUAUAAGAAAUGUGCAUCAAGCCAGCCUGACCAACAUGGUGAAACCCCAUCUGUACUAAACAUAAAAAAAUUAGCUGGGCGUGGUGGUGCAUGCCUGUAAUCCCAGCUACUCGGGAGGCUGAGGCAGGAGAAUUGCUUGAACCCGGGAGGUGGAGGUUGCAGUGAGCCAAGAUCACGCCACUGUAUUCCAGCCUGGGCAACAGCGAGACUCCAUCUCAAAAAAAAAAAAAGGAAAUGUGUAUCAAGAACAUGAUUAUCCAGGGGUAUUUUCUAAUUCAGAUCAUCAAACUGAUUAUAUAGAAGAGCUGGCUUUAAAAUGUUUGCAAAUGUCUUUUUUUUUAAUGCUGGAAGAAAAAAUAUUCUGUUGUGUCUCAUACAGUGCUUAGGAUGUCUUUCACAGAGCUUAUUAAAAAGACGAAACCUGAGAA